CACGCCCUCGCAGUGCGGGAGGCGGCCGGGCUGGCGGCUCCGCGGCCGGGGAGAAAGCGAGAGGGCAGAGGCUGGGCCGGGCCCGGAACUGCGGAGGCGGCGGCGGGUCAUGGACCGGUUCGUGUGGACGAACGGCCUCCUGGAGAUCAACGAGACGCUGGUGAUUCAGCAGCGCGGGGUCCGCAUCUACGACGGCGAGGAGAAGAUAAAAUUUGAUGCUGGAGUCCUUCUCCUCAGUACACACCGCCUCAUCUGGAGAGAUCAUAAAAAUCAUGAAUGUUGCAUUGGUAUUCCUCUUUCCCAAAUUGUAUUCAUUGAAGAACAAGCAGCUGGUAUCGGAAAAAGUGCCAAAAUAGUGAUUCAUCUUCACCCAGCUUCUUCCAACAAAGAGCCUGGCCCUUUCCAAAGCAGCAAGAGCUCCUACAUCAAACUUUCUUUCAAAGAGCAUGGCCAGAUUGAGUUUUAUAGGCGUUUAUCAGAAGAAAUGACUCACAGAAGAUGGGAGAAUAUGCCAGUGUCCCAAGUAAUGCAAAGGAAGAGUGGACAAGAGCCAGGAAGAAUAAGGGCUGUAGGAAUUGUAGGAAUUGAAAGGAAGCUAGAAGAAAAGAGAAAAGAAACUGACAAAAACAUUUCCGAGGCUUUUGAAGACCUCAGCAAACUCAUGGUUAAGGCAAAGGAAAUGGUCGAAUUAUCCAAAUCUAUAGCUAAUAAAAUUAAGGAUAAGCAAGGUGAUAUCACAGAAGAUGAAACCAUCAGGUUUAAAUCCUACUUGCUGAGCAUGGGCAUAGCUAAUCCAGUUACCAGAGAAACGCAUGGCUCAGGCACUCAUUACCAUAUGCAGCUGGCAAAACAGCUAGCUGGAAUACUGCAGGUGCCUUUAGAGGAGCGAGGGGGAAUAAUGUCGCUCACGGAGGUGUACUGUUUAGUGAACCGAGCUAGAGGAAUGGAACUGCUCUCACCAGAGGACUUAGUAAAUGCUUGUAAGAUGUUGGAAGCGCUGAAAUUACCUCUCAGGCUCCGAAUUUUUGACAGUGGUGUCAUGGUCAUUGAGCUUCAGUCCCACAAUGAAGAGGAAAUGCUUGCUUCAGCUUUAGAGACAGUAUCAGAAAAGGGAUCUCUCACAUCCGAAGAAUUUGCCAAACUUGUAGGAAUGUCUGUUCUUUUAGCCAAAGAAAGGUUGCUUCUUGCUGAAAAGAUGGGCCAUCUUUGCAGAGAUGAUUCAGUGGAAGGCUUGAGGUUUUAUCCAAAUUUGUUCAUGACCCAGAGUUAAAUAUUUUGUAAUUGUAUUCUUUACCUAUAUCCUUUCAUCAUGCAAUGACUGAAUGACAGACAACUAUGAGAUAAACCUUUAUUCAGUUACGGAUUUUGGUAGAACACUGCAAUACAGGACAGCUUUUCUAAUGUUUUUCCCUAAAUACUAUGUCCUAGGAAAGCUUAUUUAGGAUUAAUAUGGAAAGGUACUAAAGGAAAAAAUCAAAGCUGUCAUGAAAAUUAAAUCAUGUUAUGUUUAUGUUGACCCUUAGUAGGUUAACGUAAAAUAAGAGUUUCUAACUGAAUCGUUUAGUUGAACUGUUUUGAAAGAAGAGAGUUUAGUUUCAUGAGAAUAAAUCUGAGUUAACCCAGGUAAUAGUUAUGUUAAUAAGAUGACUGAAAGGGAUUGAAUCACAAUAGGAUUUAUGUUCAUGUCAACUGUUUACCGUUUGGGGAUAUCUGAAAUAUGCCAUGUUUGCAGUGAUAGAGCUAUGACCCCAUUGGAACGUAAUGUGAUACUGGAUGAUGCUGUGUUAGACACCUCCUCUGGAAGCAAUCACAGGCUGUCUCUUCCAGAGGCUAGAUCAAGUAUCCUACUUAGUUUUUUAUUUAGCUUACUUAUGUAGAGACUUGAUACGGUAAUUUCUUUUUUUUUUUUUUGUUACUAAGUGGUGAAUUCAUGACUGGCAUUUAAAGAAUGCGCCUAUGUCAUUUUACUUUUAAAAUACAUUGGAUUUUGAAAUUGAAUUAAGAAGCUGUUUAGACAUGUUUAGAGGGAUGAUUCCAAAUUUGGGAAUUAGCCGACCUGGGGAUUUUUUAAGUCUGCUGUAGAAAACUUUGAACCAGCCAUCAGGAACCUGGAAACUUGAUUAUCUUUUUUCUUUGAA
This is a messenger RNA of Phascolarctos cinereus (koala), 2138 nucleotides long. It is a transcript of the gene VPS36, whose product is annotated as vacuolar protein sorting 36 homolog. Gene Ontology annotation, cellular component: late endosome membrane; ESCRT II complex. Gene Ontology annotation, molecular function: ubiquitin binding; phosphatidylinositol-3-phosphate binding. Gene Ontology annotation, biological process: protein transport to vacuole involved in ubiquitin-dependent protein catabolic process via the multivesicular body sorting pathway. The record is from RefSeq and is a predicted model, not a curated record. Lineage: Eukaryota; Metazoa; Chordata; Mammalia; Diprotodontia; Phascolarctidae.